AUGACGAACUAUGAUUCAGUGCCUAUUACAAAUUUACAAGGAUAUUGUGAUACGGCUCGGGACACAAUCUUAUUAGCAGAUCAGAACAAUAUUGACGUUUAUUAUCGCUGUAUCAGUGGUUUCAAUUUUGGAGGGCUCGGUUUUUGGCAAAAAAAUUUUUGCCCACUUGGAUCAUAUUUCGAUUUUGUUAAUCAAAGAUGCCAAGCUGCGAAAAGAACUAAUAAGGCCAAUUUCGCUAUAUUGAAUAGCACUUGUGCUGCGGGCGAACAGUGCGUUGGAGGAAGUGUGUGUGAUCCCCAAUUUCUAAAAUGCAUUUGUCCGCACGGCACUGUAGCCCAACUGGAGACACUUUCCUGUAUACUCGAUACGACUGAUUCUGGACAAAUGAUUACAUCACUGCAAAUAAAUCCAGUUUUCAUUCCAUCUAAUAAUGUGGAACAAAUUAAUGGGCAAUCAUUACAACUUCAUUUACCGUCACAAUUUCAUCAAGAAAUUGGUGAUGUUAAACAACUGAAAUUUGGACAAACUGCGCUACCAGGCAGUGAUUGUUCACAUGACGAACAAUGUCUUGGUGGCUCUCUGUGUGUAUAUCCCAUGAGGCGAUGCCUUUGUCCAGGUGAUAUGGUCGCGCAAAAUAAUAUCUGUGUUUCUCCUAAUGAAAUGAGAUCUACUGCCAAAAAAGGCAUUGGAUCGCCUUGUGCUCAAUCGAUCGAAUGUGAUUAUGAUGCACUAUGCAUGAAUGGUAGAUGCCUGUGUCUUGAACCUCGAUAUGACUUUAAAGGACGAUGUAUCGUACGCAAGGAAGUUGGCGUGGGACAAAGAUGUAGCAAUGGGGAAAUAUGCACAUCAGGCUCGGUUUGCGAUAACACUGAAAUAAUUUGCACUUGUCCUUUUGGAACAAUACUGGAAGAUGGCAAUUGUCAGCCAGUUGCAACAGCAAUGACUACUCGACCUACUCCCAUGGCAUGGAUAUCGGUACCAACAACUCAAGCCUCAGCGAAUUUCGCAAAUACAAUAUUUAUGACAAUGCCAUAUCAUCAGAAUCAACAAAAGGCUUUGGUGGGAAUGAAAUGUACUAUAAAUACGGAUUGUAUGGUUGGUGCAUAUUGCAAAGGCAAUACUGAUCCAGCAAGUUGCCAGUGUCUAUCUACUCAUGUGGCUAUCAAAAAUAUUUGCAAACAAAUAUUUUACCCUGGACAAAAUGGUUGCGAGGAAGAUAUGCAGUGUUCACUUGCAUAUAAUGGCACUAAAUGCGAGCAGAAUCAAUGUAUAUGUCCCAGUCAAUUUAGGGCUGUCGAACAAACUUGCAAACCCGGAAUUCUUCUACCAGGCAGUGCAUGUAAUAGUUCUAUGGAUAUUGAUGCAUGUUCUGCAGGCUCCGUGUGCUUUCAGUCAGUUUGCCGAUGUCUUCUUCCGCUCGUUGAGUUUCAGCAUCAAUGCAUAAAUAAAAUUUAUUUGCGCGUAAAAAGUUCCAAAAGAAUAACAUGUAAGCGCUCUAAUGAAUGCCCACCUGAUCUCAAGUGUCUUAAUGGGAAAUGUGGUUGUACUCCUGGAACGUUAAGGCGAAACACUUUGUGUUUAAAGGAUCAUCGCUACAAUUUGGCCAAAUUUAGAGAAACAAUGAAUAACGUUUCAUUACGAGGUACGAAAAACUUUGUACCAUAUGAACAUAUUCGAAGAUAUGACUGGAUCAGCGAAAAAGACUGUCGGCCUAACCAAUAUAAAUGUACCGGUGGUCGUUGUCUUCAUGGGCGGUGUUGGUGUAAGAAAGGGCAUAUAAAAAUAAAAAACCAAUGCAAGCGAAUUUCUUGCAAAGAUAAUGCUGAAUGUCCGGAGGAUACAUUAUGCAUUUUUAAUAGAUGUACUUGUACCAUCGAUGGUUGUUCACUAAUGAAAAAAGGAAAUAUUGGGGGAAUGCAAAAAAGAAGAAAACGUUGCUUGGAAGAUGGGGACUGUGGUGCAGGUUAUAAAUGUAGCAAUACGGAAUGCAAAUGCUCCGAAGGAUAUACAAAGCAGAAGUUAAUUAAAAGUCGAAAUUACUUAAAAAUUAAUUUUAGGAAAAAAUAUAAUAAAUGGACCAUUCUAUUUUCUUUUUACUUAUUGAAAAAUUUACUUGGUAGCCUUCUUAAGGAAAACGGUUGCAAAAAACUAAGCGGUGCCUUCAAACCUAUUGGAAGCCAUUGUGGAAUAAAUGACCGUUGCGCAGGUGGAUCAGUUUGCACAAAUUCGACAUGCAUUUGCACGGAUAGUUCAAUUGAAUUAUAUGGUCGAUGUAGACAAAAACCUGGUGGAAGAUGUGCAGAUGGACAAAUCUGUACCGGCAACGCAAUCUGUGCUUUAGCCAAAUGCCAAUGCCCAGAUGGCUAUAUCUUAGAUGGACCACAGUGCAUCCUGGGCGUGUCAUCACCAGGCCAAAGUUGUCAGCAAGGACAAAAAUGUGCAAAUGGUAGCAUAUGCAUGUUUGGUGUAUGUAUGUGUUCGUUCAAUUUUCAUAUCGUUGAUAAUAGUUGCAAAAGGCUGAAUAAGCAAGGAAGAAAUGACUACCUGGAAACAAAAAAAACAUUUGAUGAAUGGAAAGACCAUUUAACAAGCAAUUUAAAAAAGCCCGGAGAAAGUUGCAUCCCUUCAGAUUUCUGCCUUGGUGGCUCAAAUUGUAUUACGAAAAUGUGCAUUUGCAACAAUGAUGAAAUUAUUUCGAAUGAUAUUUGUAUUAAAACUGAUCAAAAGGUUUUAAUUGAUAACGCUGCACCAGGACAAUAUUGUCGAGAAGAAAUCAUUUGUACUGGAGGUUCCGUUUGUUUCGCAAAUAAUUGUACUUGUCCUGCUGGAACUCUUCUUAAAUAUGGUGAAUGCAUCAACGAUUCAACAACUUCAAAUAAUGAAAAUGAAUUUGUUUUACCUGGAUCCAUUUGUUCUCAAGCCACAAAAUGCCAUCCUUCUACCGAAUGUAUACGAAAUGUUUGUCGUUGUAAACCUGGGGAGACUAUCAUCGAACAGUACUGCAGAAAAGCAUUAUAUAAGGUACUACCAGGAGGUAAAUGCGAUCGAAAGUAUGGCCUGGAUUGUGUCGGUGAAUCUCACUGUGUUGGCGGAAUUUGCAAGUGCAGUAGUGGUCUAGAAAAUGGUGUAUUCGAAUGUGUAGCAAAACACAAUGGCCUAUUAAAUUUUAAUCAUUCUCUUCAAAAUCCCUUUUACUUGAUGUUUGAAUCACCUUUAUUUUUUUCACAGAUGCAAGAGAGCUCUCAGCUGAACACUGCGCAAUCUAAUAUUAAUCCAGAAUUAACGGGAAUGCCUGGUGAUAGGUGUACAAUCGAAGGAUUUUGUUGGAACGGUGCACGAUGCGUUAACCAACGAUGCAUAUGCGCACUCGGCUAUUCUCCAAUAAAUGAGGCUUGCCAUUUGAAAAUGGCAAAGUUGCAUGAAAACUGUGAUAUUACUGAACAAUGCCCUAUAUAUGCACGUUGUGUUGGAGGCUUUUGCACAUGUCAGUCGUCAUAUAUUGCAAGUUCAGGGUAUUGUAUUCGAAAAAAUUUGGCAAGGCCUGGCGAAGAUUGCUCAAAUGGACAAAUUUGCGGUUAUCGUUCAUACUGUGAUACAAAUUCGGGUAUAUGUGAAUGUCCAAGAGAAUUUUCACUUAAUGAUGGCGAAUGUAUGAUAUUAUUAGAAAACUACAAGUGUGACAUAAAUUCCGACUGCAAUGAUUAUGCCUUCUGCUACAAUGGGUAUUGCAUUUGUGACGUCGCUGAACAAAAAAAUAAUCAAGCGUUAUGUUUGCCUUAUUACAUGAUGAGUGAUAUUGAAGCACGUUUAGUUUCAUUUGCACCUUUUCAUUCACCACAUUCAUUCACCACAUCACAAGCCUCCUUCGAAAUUCCUGUACAAUUUGAAAAUGAUGAUGGUUCUACAGAUGCUUAUGAUGAAAGCGAUCUAAUUAACAUUGGAAAUGAUUUGAUAGAAAUGAAUCAAGACUAUAUCGAUAAUUAUGAUUAUACAAUGGGAGAAAAGCGACUGAUCGAUGCGAGAAACAUUGAGCAAACAUGGAUGCCAAAUAUGUUAAUGAGUCCGCUUGCACAAGGAAACCCUAUAACUCAAAAAAUCAUAUUCUUUAAUCCUAAUCGAAGAACUGCUAAAUUAUUGCGACGGAAACCGGUAGGCUAUUCCAAGCCUGGUGAAGCUUGUGGAACUACUAAAAUAUGUAUUGGUAAUUCUAUAUGCAUAGGAAAAUUUUGUCGUUGUAAGAAUGGAACUAUUAAGGAAGGUUCUUAUUGUACUGAUUCGAAUAAGGUGAAUGUUGUUUAUCAUCGACGAAACUCAGUCAGAAUGCCUUUAGACCGAUGUGAUUUUGGCGAAAAAUGCCUCUUUGGCUCAAUCUGCGAGAAUCUCGGCUUUUAUGGACGAAUUUGUCUUUGCCCAACAGGCAAAUAUCUCAUUGAUAAUGUAUGUCGAGAAUUUCUAAGCAGCCAUGCCUUAUUGAACGAAUAUUGCACGACUAGAAAAAAAUGUGUUAAUGGUGCAAUUUGCUUAAAGGAAAAAUGUCAGUGUGGUCGGGAAGAUUUGCUUAUAUUCAAUCAUUGCCUCAAAUCUUAUCUUUUUGAUAAAUUUGAUAAAUUUGCACCUAUUCUACCAGGACAAAUUUGCAAUAAUAUUCAUGAUUCGUGUGUUGAUAACUCAUUUUGCUCGCAAAAAUCAAUUUGUGAAUGCAAUGACGGUUAUAAAAUGAUUUCGAGCCGAUGUAUUCCAGAACGACUCUACCGUUUGCCGGGCGAGCAUUGUACAAGCAGUACAUUUUGUGGUGAAUCGUCGCAUUGUGUUGAUGGUAUAUGUAAGGCAGCAAUUAAACGUAGAUCACUUAAAGGAUUAAAAGCCACUAAUUUAAUUUGUAGCAGUCGCAGGUGCUACCAUGCACCAAUAUCAAGUACUGCUGGUAAGAUUCAAAAUAAGGAUUUGCUUCUGGUACCUAAUGAAGAAUUCUUGCAUGAUUCUUGUACAUCAAGCACCACAAGGAGCAACGUUACAUGUAACUCUAACAACUCAUUAAAAAUACGAGCCACGUGUGUCCAUCUGUUAGCAAUUCAGUGGUGCUAUUUUGGUGUUUCGUUUUUUAUAAAAUCGCUUAAUUUAUCAUUAUCUUUAGAUAUUCAAAAACUUAAUUCGCCACCUGGUGGAAGUUGCUUGGAAACGCGUGAUUGUUCUGGUGGCUCUGUUUGUAGUGAAAAAUGGUGUGUAUGCCCUGACCCUUUAAUGAUCGUUACUAGAGGAACAUGCAUUAAACCAAUUCAUUACAUGCCAUCAAAACUAACAAAUACUGUGGUACCAUACAUGAAAGAUGGGAAUAUAACCGUGAAAAAAGCAGGCGACCAAUGCGGGCCAUUAGAUAUAUGCGAAAAAAGUUCCUUUUGUAUUGAUGGUGAAUGUGUUUGUCCUGCUGGAUCCCAUAAAUCAGAAACCAGUGGUCUCUGCGAACCAAAUACUUCGUGUAAGCAACCAGAAUUCUUUUUUGAAAUUUUUAUACCAAAAUUUUUAGCGAUGAAAUUUGUUAAGCUAAGCGAACCAUGUAACAACGGCGAAAUAUGUGUGGAUGGUUCCAUUUGCUCUCAUUCGAAGCUAUGCACCUGCCCUCCUAAAUUACCGAUUGUUUAUAAUGGUAAAUGUAUUUCAAAUUUGCAUAAAUCAUUGCCUGGUCAAUUUUGUAAUGAAACAAUAGAAUGUGUUGAAAAUUCCAGUUGCAUUGAUAGAAUCUGUCGUUGUGUUGGAAAUUUUGUGGCUGAUAAUGGCAAAUGUACUUCCAGUAAUAGAAUAACUGUUAGUUCGUUUGGCGUAACGAUGCAGCCAAUUUUAGCAGAGUAUACCAGUAAUUAUGUUCGUAGUGACCUAGAACUAUCGAUGACGUUAAAUGAUUCCGUUCAACCACGAAUUACAGGACCUCCAUUGAGAAAGUUAAGAAUAUUUGAUGAUAACAAAAGCUCUGAUAUAGCGCAUGCAGCGGAUGAUAUGUAUUUCUCGGAUGGUCUAUGCCCAAAGGGAAGUGCACCAUUGCGCGAUUCAUCUGGAUAUCUCAUUAAAUGCAAUGGUAUGCGGCCGAAAUGCCCAUCACAAACCUACUGCUAUGUGACAAGUUAUUCUUCGGAAACUUACAACUGUUGCACGGCACAUUGA
Molecule: messenger RNA, 6156 nt
Organism: Dracunculus medinensis (Guinea worm)
Lineage: Eukaryota; Metazoa; Nematoda; Chromadorea; Rhabditida; Dracunculidae
Source: the annotation of a GenBank genome assembly